ACAUUUCAACCAUAUCCUUAAAACACAUAGUAUAUAUGUAUAUGCAUACAUAUAAUUAAAGUUACACCGCAACUACUUAAUUGCACUUGUGAAAACACAAGAAUAAUUCGAAAUAGUUUUGAGAGAAGAAAUUAAUUAAAUGGGUUCAUUAAUGGCAGGUUGGGAUUCACGAGUUCGUGACCCUAAAUCCAUAAAUCUGAAGAGGAACUUGUCGAUGACCAACGAAGAAAUCGCAAAUUAUUGGAGAUCAAAGAAGAACGACGAACAAGUACAUGCAGGUGUUCUUACAUCUUGUCAGACGUUUUCGAUGGAAAAUUAUAAGAAAAAUGAGUUGGAAAAAAUAUAUGGUAGAUCAAAUUCCCUUCCGAUCACAAAAGAAUAUUCCGUUAUAGAAACUUCAGAAGAAGAAGAAGAAGACGAGGAAAAACUUUUCAAGAGCCAUGGCUGGUGGAUUAAUAGUAGAUGGGCGUUUUUAAAUGAACCACCUGUUAUUGCAUCGGAAACACCUGUGGUCAGAUAUGCUUCACAAUUCCAUGUUGCUCAAAAGCACAUCAACGCCUCCGACCACCAUGCUGCCACCAACGGCAUUAGAACUUGAGUUUUAACUUUUUUUUGUAACGAAAAACAUAUACUAUAUAAUGUCAUAUGUGUGAUGUGUGAAAAUUUGGUGUCGUUUUGGUUUAUGAGUUCAUAAGUUAUAACUUUUAAAAAUGUUUAAUGUAUUGUAGUAACUGUAACGUAUUGUCAGAUGCUUUUGUGUUAAUAUAUAUGUAACGUUAAUUUA
Molecule: messenger RNA, 784 nt
Organism: Lactuca sativa (garden lettuce)
Lineage: Eukaryota; Viridiplantae; Streptophyta; Magnoliopsida; Asterales; Asteraceae
Product: DNA polymerase epsilon catalytic subunit A
Source: RefSeq, a predicted model, not a curated record